This is a messenger RNA of Esox lucius (northern pike), 3207 nucleotides long. RefSeq names its product leucine rich repeat and sterile alpha motif containing 1 (gene lrsam1). NCBI's taxonomy places the organism in Eukaryota, Metazoa, Chordata, Actinopteri, Esociformes, Esocidae. The transcript has 24 exons. Gene Ontology annotation, molecular function: protein binding. The record is from RefSeq and is a predicted model, not a curated record. The coding region runs from base 503 to 2683 and encodes 726 amino acids.
UCUGGAGCUGAAUCGACUAACAACUAACUAGCUAGCUAAACAAACCAAAAACAGAUCAGAAGUACAAUCAAUAAGCACUGUAAACGAAUUAUAAUAUAUCGGAAUAUCGACCUUCUUCGCACUCAGCAUUUUAUUGUAUUUUGUAUUAGUCUUUGCCCUAGUCGAAUAUAAAUGGUUUGUCGACUUCAUACGUUUGAUAGCGAGCUAGCUAGUAAUGGUACUGUUUUUUAUUUAGUUAGGUAGCUACUACAGUAGUACAUAAUUGAAAGAACGUGUUCUGUCUCCAUCAUUGUAGAAAAUUAGCUACUGUGGAAUUCACCUGGAAGUCCAUCGACAGUAAACUGUAAAACGUUCGCUAGCAAUCUAUCAGUAUCACGUAUUGGUGAGAAAUAUCUCCUCAUCUCAACCCAUCUGCCCUCGGCUCGGAGAUCAAAAUCCGAGAGUAGGGGGCACAAACUCAGCCUCCAAAACGAACAGACAGGAGACACAAUACGUCCUCAGGAUGCCUCUGUUCUUCAGAAAGAAGAAACCCAGUGAGGAUUCCAAGAAGCGCCUGGAGUACCAACUCUGCUUGUCCAAAGAGGCAGGGGCGGAUGACAUUCUGGACAUCUCCGCUUGUGAGCUUACAGAGGUUCCAUCUAGUGCCUUCUCCAUUUGCAAGGUGUUACAGAAGAAGGUCUUCAUUCUCCAUGGAAACCAGCUGAAGUCCCUGGUGCCCAAAGGCUGUUGUAUCAGCUCUCUGGUCACACUAAAGGUGUUGGAUUUGCAUGAGAACAAUCUCACUUCCCUCCCUGACGAUAUAGGACAACUAGCAUCUCUGCAGGUGCUGAAUUUAGAGAAGAACCAGAUCAAGUCCCUGCCGGACUCCAUCGGUGAUCUCAGACAUCUGCAGACGCUCAAUGUGAAAGGGAAUUGUUUAAAUGGUCUGCCUUCCUCCGUGGGCCGUCUGUGCAGUCUGCGCACACUGGACCUGAGUGAGACCAGCGUGAGGGAGUUACCACAGGAAUUGGCACUCGCACGCACUUUAGAAAGCCUGACCCUGGACGCUGCUCAGAUGUCCUACCCCCCCGCCUCGGUGUGUAAUGUGGGGACGGAGGACAUCCAACGCUUCCUCUGCAACGAGCUGGGGGAGGAGUACUGUCCUCCGUCUCAGUACCUUCUUCCCGUGCUGGAGGGGGACUCCGGGAAGCAGAGCUCAGACAAUGUGGACGGGCUGGAGGUGGCCUGGCAGAGUAAGUUCAACGACUACGAGAAGAGAAAGGAGCAGAGGAAUCACGAGAAGCUAGUGUUUGAGCGCCAGCUGGAGGAGAAGCAGAAGGAGCACCACCAGCUCCUCCUUAUGAAUAACUCUUACAAGGAGAACAUCCUGAUGUCUGUCAAACAGGAACAGGAGCGUCUGGAACUAGGUGUGUCGGUUCAGCAGAAGCUCCAGGAGGCGGAGAGACAGAGGACUCUGAAGAAGGUUCGCCAAGCCGAGACGGGCAUUACAAGCCGUAUCAGCAACCUGUUAAUGGAAAACAAACGACAGAGAAAGAGUGCAGAGUUUCUCCAACAGUUGGAGGAGGACCGGUUACGGCUGGAGCAGCUGACAGCCAUCACUCAAGAGGAGACUGAUUCACUUAGGAAGAAAGACGUAGCAGGGGCCAUGCAGAAGAUGUUGUCAGAGAGCUGCACCAUGCGCUUGUUGCAGGAGGCCAGUGACUCACGCAGACAGAACCUGGUGACAGAGACCUGUAGGAGUCUGGAGAGCCAGGACAGGAAGUUCGAUCAGGUGCUUUCUCUUCAGCAGCUAGACAAAUCCAAAGCCAUUGCUCAAAUCCUACAGGAGGAAGAGAUGCAGAAGGCUGCCUUCCAAGCGUUGCAGCUCCAGAAGGACAGUGUGCAUGGCUACAUCCGGGAGCAGAUAAGGCUAAUAGAAGGAGAGUUAAUGCAACUGACUAGACUGGAGGUAAAGAGACGCGACCUGGACACUGAGAACCUGCAGGAGGUUCUGUUGGACCAGCGCUCGGCCCUCAGCGACCUCCUGCAGCAGCUGCUGAAGCAGAAGGACCAGCGGGAGGUGGAGCUGCGACAGGUGCUGGCUGAGAUGGAGCUGAAAAGUGACUCCAACCAGCAGAACUACUGGAUGAUCCAGUACCAGAGGCUCCUGGAUGCCAAGCCGCUGUCGCUGCGCAUGGAGGAGGCUGGUGUGGAGAGGGACCUGGUCAAUCUGCUGUGUACGCUGUCGGCCCAGCACUACCUCCCCAUCAUGGCCCACCACAGGGUCACGGCCCAGGCCCUGCGUCACAUGACCCCCCAAGACCUCAGCAAGCUGGGAAUCAAUGAGAUGGGAGUCCAAAAGGCUCUUCUUAACUGGGCUAAGGACCAGCCAACCGAACUGCUUGAAGAAGGGGUCUGUAAGCCCUAUGCACAGGAAGUGGCAGCAGUCCUGUCACCGUCUACUCAGCCCAGCGCCCCUGACCAGACACCGAGCCCUCAGCUGACCCCGGUCACCCCGUCCGCGCCCAGCCCCAUGGAGGCCCCGGGCAGCUCAGAGUGCGUUGUGUGCAUGGAGAUGGAGUCUCAGGUCAUCUUCCUGCCCUGUGGUCACGUCUGCUGUUGCCAGGUGUGCAGCGAUGCCCUCCAGUCGUGCCCCCUCUGUCGCAGCAACAUCACCCAGCACGUGCGCCUCUAUCACGGCUAAAGGGGCCCGGACUGACCCCCCCCCACCCCCUUCCCCCGCGGAUCCGCCGGCCCUCGGUCCAGCCCGGGAACCUGGUCACGAACUCACUCAUUCGCUCUUGUCUUUUGCAUGGCUAUAUUUGCAACAGCAUCAUAUCGGUUUACCAAAAAUUACCACAUUUUUCUUCACACAUUGUACCCCAAAAGGGACAAGUGUGUGUGUGUGUGUGUGUGUGUGUGUGUGUGUGUGUGUGUGUGACCGUUGGCCUUUCUACUAUUCGAGAACUUCGUCUACUCCUUUCUUCUCUCUCCAUGUAAUAGAUAGUAAUGGCCACUGAUAUACCGUCUAAAAUAUAUAUCAGUCAGUGUAUAAGAAAUCGAUUCAUAUUGUUAUUCAUAUAAACAAUGUUGUGAGGAGGGUGAAUGUUCACAGUUAAAUACCGUUCAAAGGUUUGAGGUCACUUAGAUCCUUGUUUUCCAUUAAAAAGGAAUUCGUUUGAAAAAUAAAUAUAGCUAAGGCAAUAGGAAAUAAAGUAAUUGACAAGA